CAAUAAUUGAAGGUGCUUUCUUUUUGCUGAAAUCAAUGUUGCGCAAUUCAGUUGGGCGGGGGAGUGGUUUGAUAACGAAAUUAGGAUUUUUACCCUAACAUUCAUAUCUAGGUAUGGGUGUAAUUAAAUAGACAGCAUGGACAAUAAACGAAUAACCUCCAAUUGAUGGACGAUAUGGGCAUUUCUCAAUUUCAUAGACGGAGAUCUUACUUUUAAUUGCCGAUAGAUUGUUUACAGGUCUUUUUUUCAAGGAACUGCGAGUAGCCAUGUCCGGUGCGUACUCCGGUUUUGAUAGACCUUAUCAGUGAGUAGAUAGGAGGAAAGCCCCGCGAAUCACUGUGACAUGAGGUUGUUUUGUGGCCCAUAAAAGCAUUGGCCAGUGCCUCGUCUUGACCAAGUUACGAACGAACCGUGAAACAAGCAACAUGCAGAGUCAUCUCAUCGCCGUCCUGCUGGCCUUUGUGGCAUUCAGCUCCUGUACCGCGAGCCCCCAACUUCUGUCAGCCCAUUUGAAAAUGCUGGAUGUGAUGAGUGCCACCAACGAGAUGCAGCGCAACAAUCCCGACCAGGCCUCAGCCUGUUUCAAUCAAUACGUAUCGAAUGUUAAUGAUCUUAGCGAAGCGUAUAAGAAGGAGUAUGAUCAGUGCAUGAACACCCGCAUCGAGGGAACUAAUGGACUUCUGAAGGAAUACGAUCCGCUGGUGGAAUCCCUGGCAUACUCUUCAUACCAGUCGUGCCAGGCUUUCUACGAAUGCCGCAACCAGAAUGAUAGUCUGAAUGCUCUGAACUGCUUGUCAGUUGAGGGUAACGAAAAUUCUAAAAGUGCGUACCAAGUUUCUAGUAACGCCACGAUUAGCGCCGGAAUUCUGACGCAGAAAAUUAAGGACCAGAACUUUAUAUUUGAACUUUGUGCAAACAACUCUGCGAUAUAUUUCGACAACAAGUCGGGUGUGGCUUUGAUCGACUUCCAGAACUGUCUGAAAGGACAUGAUACUUGGACCACGCCAAGCUCCUCCACAAGCGAAAGCUCCACCGAAGCCCCAACCACCCGAACCACCCCAACCACUCCAACCACCCAAGGCUCAACCUCCUCCAACCGCCCAACACCCACUACCGAGCGGCCCUCAACCAUUUCUCAUUUUCAAUCGAAUGACGGAAAAAAGAUGAAAGGUUGGGAGAGCAAGCUGGAUAAUAUAAUUAAUCAUAUUUUGAAUUAGAAUUUGACGAAAAAUCGACAGUAGCCAAAAUGCAAUAAAUGAAAGAGUAUUAAAAAGCCUUGGGCUUGAAAAAAGCUA
Molecule: messenger RNA, 1295 nt
Organism: Drosophila ananassae
Lineage: Eukaryota; Metazoa; Arthropoda; Insecta; Diptera; Drosophilidae
Exons: 2
Coding region: 426-1217 (263 amino acids)
Source: RefSeq, a predicted model, not a curated record